AUGUCUCAUCGAAAGGCAACUAAACGUAGAAAAGAAUUAGCUGGAGAUGAUGACUUCUCCCCGUCUUUCUUCCCGCAAAAGAAGCGAUCGAAAUCGCAAGAACAAAAUGCUCAAACGAACGAAAGGCUACAGGAUAAUCUGUCGAUGGAAGAAACUGAAACUGGUGUUAGAAGGUCAUCAAGGACUCCUAAACCAAAAAUAUUUGACGAUGAAGAGACUGCAGUUAUCAGUCGAAGUCCUGACGUAACUUUAAGUCCAAAACCAAGUGACUUUGAAAUAACUCAAGCAGUAGCCAGUCAGCCUUCCAAUAAAUCCAAAUUAACUUCGCCCACAGACGACGCUCCGAUUGCCAAGAAACCUAAAAAAAUAAGUUCUUCAGCCACUUUUGACGAGGGCCAUAAAAGAGAAACGAGACGAAGUUAUCAAAGUUAUCUGAAAGAAAUCGAAACAGAUACGGAAGUUUUCAAAGAUGCUAUUAUUAAGGCGGUUGAGGAUCGAACACCAAAGCUCACUGAAAAUAUUCAGAAGGAUAAAAAAGAAACAGGAUCUUCAAAGACACGGAUUAAGAAAGAAACACAAGCAGAUUUUUCUCCAAAAGUCAGGACAUCUUCUAGAACCCCAGUUCCUAAAAGGAUCUUCUCUCUGCUCGAAGAGGGAGAGAAGGAGGAGAAGAAACCAGAGGUAUCUGUAAUCCCCGAGGAUACAAUUGAGCCAGUACAUAUACCAUCAACGUCUCCUAAAAUGAGGGUCUCCUCAAGGGCUCAUCUACCAAAAAAGAGCUUUCAUUUAUUGGAGAAGGGUGAUGUUAGGGAAACAAAACAAGAUGUGAUAGAGAAUAGCAGAACAAGAACUCCAAAAGUUCAAGGUAGCAAGAAAAGUAAAUCCAAAGAGGGAAGAAAUGAUCAGGAACUUUUAAGGAACACACCAGAAAAUUCCGAUGAACCAUCUCCAAAAAUCAGAAUUUCUUCACGAGGUCACAUGCCAAAAAGAACUUUCUCACUUCUUGAAGGUGACGAGGAUGACAAGAAUAUGGAAGAAAAUAGAAAUCAGUCGCCAAAUACACUCAGGGAUGACAAUGGUAUGUCACAGACUCUUACUGAGUUCCAAAUUACAACUGUAGACCUAAAGGAACCAAAGAGGCGAAGGAGUUCCAGCAAUCAACAAUUAAAUAAACCAAAAUCAUCUCCUAAGGAAGAGGUAAACUUGUUUCCAAACCGUGAAAGUGAAGUGUCACUUAGCACAGCAGACAAAUUAGAUGUGUCUAAAGGCAUCAGUGUGAGUAUUCAAGAAUCUGGUGAAGUGUAUGUGGGAAGAAAGAAGUCAGAAUAUUCUAAAGAUGAUCAGGAUAGAGGAAAAAUGAAUAAACGAAAGGGUAAACCUGUGAAAAAGAAGAUUAUGCAAUCAGAAGAAGUUCAGAUGGCAACAUCAACAGCAUUCAAAGUGAGAGCUGAAUCUGACCAUUGUACUGGUGAAGAAACAUCAUCAACUUCAAAGCCAGCCAAACCUAAAAGCACACCUAAAGUUAAACAAGCUGAUAAAUCGUCAACAAAGAAAGGCAGUAGUGUUGGAAAAGGAGUCAUGAAGGAGGAUGGUGUAGAAAACAAACUAGGAUUUUCACAGACUGAUAUUGUUACCAGUGAUGAUAAUUCAGCAAGUGAUUUAAACGCUGGUGCAUCAAAUGUGAAAAGAAAGGGAAAGAUCAUGAAAAGUAGUAAACAGAAGGCUGGCAAACACAAGGAUACGGUGUCUGAGGAGCUAGAGAAAGUUAAAAGUAAUCAUGACAGUGAAGAUAAAGGACAUGAACAUAUCAUCCUAAAAUUACAGCUUCCUCAAUCAGAGGAUGGAACAAAGCAUAAGAAACAUCAUCAUCAUCAUCACCAUCAUCAUAAGCACAAACAAGCAUCUAGAAAUCACAAAGAUGGAUCACCAAAAACAUCACAUCACAAGAAACCUGCUGCUAAAUUACAUCCUGAUGGCAGUCAAACAGUCCCAGCCUCAGAGAAAAACAAGAAAAAGAUUUCAAUCAAAUUCAAAGGCCUUUCCAAUAGUAAUGUAGAAAUGGUGAGCAAUGCCUCAGAACAAAGCAGCAAUACAGUGAAUUUACCUGAGCAAUCAAAGGAAGGCAAUAAAAAGAAAAAGAAACAAAAAUUACCAAGUUCCCAGAAUGAAAAGCAUCCAGCAUCACCAUCACAAACUGAAAGUGAACAUGUUAAGUUAGUCAUAAAGAAAGAGAAGAUUCCCACCAGCAGUAAGUCUGAUGAAGUGAAGAAAAAGAAGAACACUAAACCAACAACACUGGCAGUAGACCAUCAGAAAAAGAAAGGCUCUUCUAAAACAGAGAGUAAGAAAGAAACAGCUUCAACUUCAGCCAAAAGAAUCAAGUCACCACAGGUAGGUUCAUCUCAUUAAGCUUAUCAUGUAUGCUACACAUGUAUGUGCAUUUUAUAAUGUAUAAUAUGUGUAUCAAUCAAUAUCUUCGUGGAGUGGUUUGAACCUAAGGAGGAGGGGUUACAUUUGAGUAUGUUGUCUGAUCUUUUGGGUAGUCUUGAGACGAACUGUUGUCGGUAGUGAUGACUGAUGUUUGACAACCUGAGUGGAAGUCAUCAUCUGACUCUGAUGAUGACUUUAGUCACUAACAACAACAGUCCUUCUCAGGACCAUCCUCAAUCAGAUAAUCAGACUACAUGGUCAAAUCAGUAUCAUGAUUAGAAGUCUUAAGUUUUAUUGUAGAACUGGCUCUGCAAGCAAGCAAGAUGGGCACAUGCUGCUUGCUCAGGGUAACCUCCUUUUGUUAUCUCUGAAAAAAGGAUAUUGACUUUGUUCUAGUAUAUAUAAAUGCAAAACUGUUCUAUAUCCAGCUCUUUUGAUUUACAGUAACACUUUAUGUUACUUUAUGUUUUAUGACUCAUAAUGUUAUAUGUACUGUUAUUUAAUCAUAAAUUAUCUUUAUUUCUCUUUAGAAGCCCAAGGUAGUGACAUCCUAUCUGCUCUUCUGCAAGCAACAGCGGAAGAGAAUUGCAGAGGAAAAUCCUGGAUUAGGUACGGUCAUACUCUUUACAGCACCAUAUAGCUUUCUCAGAAGAAUAGGGGUGUAUAGUGAUAUCAAAUUCCAGUGUAAAAUGUGUGUUUGCACAUGUUUUGCACAUGUUUUGCACUUGAAGCCACUUCAUAUAAAAUAAGUUUUAUGGUUUUUGCACACUACUGAGAAGGACUUUCCACUUCCUGUUACUCAGAGUUCACAGAAAUCAGCAAGAAAGUUGGCAUUGCAUGGAACAACCUCAAGGAUGAUGAGAAGGAGGUAAAAAAUUCAAGUUGUAGGUAAUGUUGAUUCUGUAUUUCACAUGACUGUGUGUAUCAUUAUCCUCAGGAGAUUAAAUUAAUAGAUGCAAAGUGAAGUUCUCUUUUACACAAUUCCAGAGAAAGUGAAAGGUGGCUUUGAAGUCAACAUGGGUUGUGUCCUUGUGUACCGGUACACAAAGGAACGAAACAUUAACGAACUGCGUCACAACUCCAUGUAUGGACAUGAAAACAAUAGGAAUUACCCCGUGUACUGGUACACCAGAACAGCCCCUCAACAUGUACUGGUACAGUGCAUCAGCCCAGGAUCUUAUAUUACGUGUAAUUUCAGUCUUAUAUACUUUUUUUUUCAAUGCCCAUCUGCAAUUCCUUGUAGUGUUGGCGGAGAAAGGCAGAAGAAGUCAAGAAAUCUCUCGGACUCAACAGCCCAAACCCUGUGUCUGUGCCCAAAGAAGGACAAGCUGAACCCAUUGAUUUGGCAGCCCAUUUGCAGCUCUUGGGGGAGUCCUUGUGUACAGUUGGAGCCUGUCUACGAGUACAGGUAACUAGAAAUUGUUGUCCUGUCUUCUUACACCAGCAGGUAGUUGUGGACUUCUGUGAAAAAGUUGGGAAAAAUAAAGAUGAAACUAUAUAAAUGAAACUUAUAAAGAUUGUAUGCUUGUGAUAACAAUUAGGUAUUAUCUGUUUGUUAAUUCCUUUUUUUCUUCCAAAGGACCCAGGUGAAGUUCAUGGCAGCUUGUCUGUGCUAUUAGACUCAGCCCUCUGUGCCAUAUCCCCUUUAUUGUUCCUAACAUCACAAAUACCUGAAAUGGAUGGCUGCUCCAAAAAAACCCAGGUAUUGUUAAAAGGAUUAUCAGGAGUUUUGAAAUAUUUCUCCCCACACAUCUGUACACUAAUUUUCAUGGGGCUUUUUAUGACCAGCUAAAAAUAAACUGUGAGGUUGUUGGUUGAGAACAUAAACUUUUUUAAUCAUAGGAAUGAAAUGGUUAACCUCAGCUUUUUUUUUCAUUCACACAACACUUGCAACAUUGUCAAUCCUUUGACUCUUGAGAGUGACAAGCAUCUACAUAUAAUUUCACCUUAUAUUAUUACCUUGAAUCACACUUUAAUAUCACAAGAAUAAAGGAAAUGACCACUAAUUAAGAAGACCUUGAUUAUUAAACCAAUUCUCCUUGUCAGCACCUUAAGAAAUGUAUGGAGAACAGUACGGAGAAUAUUCAUACUGAUUUCACGUUGUAAAGGGUCAAUCUCAAUAGUAUGCAGGACCCUUGUCACAUAUAAAGUAAGAUCCAGCUUACUGUUAAGUUCUCUGUAGUGCAAUGGUAGAUUAAUGGGGCUGGAAAUCUGAAGGUCUGGGGCUUAAUUCCUCUUAGGAACUCAAAUUUGCUUGUUUGUCCCCUGCUAGUGACAAAACAAAAAACUUUUUUGCAUAUUGCUCUGAUCUUAUCAUGAAAAAAACUGGUAACCCUGCAAAAUUUAAUGUUAUUUGGAAAUCAAAACUUAAAUAUUUUACUUUUAUUUUAACAGACUGAGGUGCUGGACAAUCUUGCCUAUGUAAUGCCUGGCCUGGGAUGAAACAAAAUCAUCAAAUAUGCAGCAUCAUGUUAAGAACCAUUGUAACAGUAGUAGAUCGCACUGGAAGUGUGGGAGUAUGGAUUGAAAUUGACACAGCUUAAAUGCAAAGAUGUGACCAGCAGCAUUUUGCUUUCAUUUUAUAUAAAAGUUAUUUGUCAGCCAUGGUUGGUUCACAGUGGGAGAAACUGGGCCAAAGGUCCUGAUUUCAAUACAAAGGACUCAGUUUUUUCCAGUUAUCUUUUUUAGUUUUGUUCUGCCCCUAGGACCAUUAUGAUUGCACAAUUCUGUGAAUUCAUCUCACACAAAAAAAAAAAAAAAAUAUAUAUAUAUAUGUGAUUAAGAGAUCUUUAAAUUUAAAGUUGAAUAUGACUGUUAGUGCAAGAUCUUAUGAGUAAAUUUUCAGCUUGUUAGAAAACUUUCCUUGAUAGCCAAGUAUUGCAGACAGUAUAUGACAAUCUUUUGUAAAUAUAAUUUUUAUGGGUGCAUUUGUUCAAAAAGCAACAACUCCCUAUAAGAUCAAAAGCUGCAUGGAGAUAGCACCUAAUGAACAUAUUUUAAAACAUAUUUUAGUUGAUAUUUUUCACUUCUUUACGGUCAAUAUGGAGUAAAAUUUCCAGUUAGCUACUGACUUUGUUGAGUGAAGCAAAAAGUGUAGAUGGGAGGACAAAUUUAGGUUUCCCCUUUCCCAUCACUUACUUGUAGGAUUCUAAGUUACUAAAGAAGUUUUUUUCUUCAACCCACUGACACACUGUCAUGCAGUAAUACUAUACAUUAUUAACUCAUUACAUAUUUAUCACACACAGUUGUACUUUGUUAUUAUAUUUCUCUGCCAGGGAA
Pocillopora meandrina is the source of this 5709-nucleotide messenger RNA. NCBI's taxonomy places the organism in Eukaryota, Metazoa, Cnidaria, Anthozoa, Scleractinia, Pocilloporidae. The record is from the annotation of a GenBank genome assembly.